This is a messenger RNA of Plasmopara halstedii, 1137 nucleotides long. RefSeq names its product T-cell activation inhibitor, mitochondrial. The record is from RefSeq and is a predicted model, not a curated record. NCBI's taxonomy places the organism in Eukaryota, Oomycota, Peronosporomycetes, Peronosporales, Peronosporaceae. The coding region runs from base 1 to 1137 and encodes 378 amino acids. The transcript is spliced from 3 exons.
AUGACACUUCGUCAUGUUCACGUCUCGUUUCAAUCGCGCCUGCUUUCUGUUAUACAUACAUCUCCAAUUUUUAUCAAUACUACAUCAUCUAAGGUAAAUUGUCAGCGUUUGCAUCAUGCGUUCAAGCCGCCAUUUCUACCAUGUACAAGUCAACUUGGCUCCACACGAACGAAGGUGAGCGAGCGUGCAUUGCGUCGCAAAAAUCUUCGCAAGAUGAAAAAUGAAAAACACGGUAAGAUACCAAUGCUUAAGGAAACAUUGCGCAAGCUUUAUCUACGCACACAUCCCGACCUGUUUGGGCGGUAUCCAAAUCAACAGCGUGCGAACGAAGAAUCAUACAAGGAAUUACUGGGAAUUCUGGAUGCGAUCGAAAAACACAACGAAUUUCCUCCAGCCAAGACGUUGAGCCUUCCAUUUUUCUUAAAGACGCCAGUGGAGGGUGAGUUUCAAGAGGUAAAGUUACGGCUUCGCACAACGGGUGGUGCAUGUAAUACUCUGGUGGAGGAGGCGCUAGGUCGAUUUUUUGGUGAAUGCAGUCUACCAGAGGUUUUUCAAUGGGGAGAAGGUAGUUGGGGCAAAGGUGUGGGAAAAGAUGCAGUGGAGAAUUCGAACCUUGGCUUCGAUGAGGACGAAGAGGCUCGCGAGAAGGCACGAAAGGAGGCAGAUACACUGGCAAUGCAUGAGGAACAACUGGAGCGUUCAGCUCCAGCUUUCAAUCCUGAUGAUAGUGGAACAACGAUGGCGGAUGUGCCGAUUGAAAACCUGCUAACAGAGCUAAAUGAAGUGUUUGAAAUUAUUGCUGCUGUGCCUUUAAUGGAUGAAGAGGAAUAUGGCGAGCUACGAGAACACUUCGAAAAGGGCCGAGGACUAGACGAGAUUAACGAGCGUGGGUACAGUAUAACGGCGGGUACGCAUAAAAUCUGGAAGGGUGAGCGGAAUCUCGCGAUUAUAGCAGACGGUGUAGAUACUGAUUCGGCUCUCAUCCUCCAGCGUAUCUUGCUGCACACACUUAACAUUGAAAGAAAGAGAAGAGAACCAGUGAGAAAACAAUUUGAAGAACACAGACUUCGAUACGUAAAGUUUUGGACAAAAGAUCUGAUGUCGAAUGUCGGGAACAUACAAUUUCGUACUCUUUGA